AUGUGUGGUUGGUUGGUGGUUGGGCCACUGGGUUCGAGCGGCAAUGAUCGGACUGCCGAUGAUCGAGGUGGUGCAUCUGGUGGUCGAUUUCAACAUUACAGCUCGUUUUCAAGCUCUCUGUUUUGGAAAAAUCUUCUCCGAUUCUGCAAAUUCUUAAAUCCAGAUCUCUGUAACAACUUCCAGAUCUCGAAAAAUAGUUCGUUCCUCAUAAUCUGCUCGAAAAACAGCUCGCUCUUGAAAAAACGGAGAUUCUUGAAGAUAGUCAUAUUGAAGCUGAUGGAAUUUAUCCAAGUACUAAUGCAACAUGAUGGGCAAUGGACUGAAGAUGGAAAGUAUACUGACUUUAAAAUGAUAGGAAUUUUAUUGGAAAUGAACUGCACAUUCAAUAGUUUUAUCGAAUUAGUAUAUCAAAGUUUGCAAGUUCAAGAUACUGAAACUGAAUUAGAUAUUCAAUAUCUAAUCAGUGAUGAUUAUCCUCCAGUCAAAAUAGCAGAUGAAAGAAGUCUCAGAUUCUAUAUACAGUUAAAGAAGAGUGAACUUAACUUCACAAGAUAUCCAAUCUGCAUCAUAUUGAAUAAAUCUGCUUCUUUUUUGGAAACAUCAUCAUCAGAAGCUGCAAACAAUUCACUUCUUGUUCAUGAAGACAAUAUAACGCAACUGGAUGAACAAAACUCUAAAGAAACAGAAAUGUCUUAUUCAAAUUUGGAUAUGAUUGAAUAUGCAAAUCUUCUCUGCACACUUCAAGAAAAUCUUCCAGAAACAGAUUUUGAUGAAGAUCAUGUUGCAACCAAUCAAGCAAAUCAGAAAAUAGAAGAAGGAGGUAUAUUCACAGAUAAAGAAACAUUAAUAUCAGAGAUGAGCCUAUAUGGACUAAAAGAACACUUUCAGUUCAAGGUCCAAAAAUCAUGCGCAAGACAGUACCGAUUAAAAUGCAUAGAUGACCAUUGUGAUUGGAAAUUUUAUGCCUCGAAAAUUGGUCAUACAAAAAUGUUUCGGGUACGUAAGUUCAACAAUUAUCAUACAUGUUCUUUGGAGAUGAGAAUGGGAGACCUGAGGUUUGUCAGCUCAAAAACCAUAGCAAAAAUAAUAAAGUCAAACUUGUUGGAUAUCAAGACAAUUUACACACCUAAUGACAUAAUCAGAGACAUGAGAAAUGAUUAUAGCAUUAAAUUGGAUUACUGGAAAGCUUGGAAAUGUCGAGAAAUUGCACUAGAGCUUUUAAGAGGGAAACCAGAAAAUUCAUUUGGUCUACUACCGAGAUAUCUUCACAUGGUGAAGCAAACAAAUCCAGGAUCAGUUGUAAGCUUACAAAGAAAUGUGGAUCAUACUUUUCUUUAUGCAUUCAUGUCACUUAAUGCAUCAAUAAGUGGAUGGAGUCACUGUAUGCCUAUUAUGGUUGUUGAUGCUACAUUUUUGAAAGGACCAUUUGGAGGUUCUCUGUUUUCAGCUUCAACUCUUGAUGCAGCAGGAAAAAUCUUCCCUCUUGCCUUUUCAAUAACAGAUUCAGAAAAUGAUGCAUCUUGGAAUUGGUUUUUUAGACAAAUCAAAACUGUUUUUGGUGUAAGGGAAGGAAUGUGUAUAAUUUCAGACAGACAUAUGAGUAUUAAAAAUGCAAUAGAAAGUGUUUUUGCUGGAGAAGUUCAACAUGAUAUUUGCUUAUAUCAUUUACUAAGUAACGUGAAAAGCAGAUUUAAAAAGGAUCAGAAGACAAUUAAAGACCUGUUCAAAGCAGCAGCAAGAGCUUAUACAAAGGAAGAAUUCAAUACUCAUAUGGCAGAAAUGAGCAACGUAAAUCCAGGAGUUACAGCUUAUCUCAAAGAUGCAGGUUUUGAAAGGUGGGCAGUUUCACAUUCUGUGAACAAAAGAUACAACAUAAUGACUUCAAAUACUGCUGAGUCAUUUAAUGCAGCAGUAAAUAGAGCACGAGAAUUACCAGUUACGAUGCUUAUGGAAUACUUGAGAAAUUUGGUUCAAAGGUGGAGCUACAAGAACAGAAAUAUUGCUAAAGGAACCUUUACAAAAUUGUCUUCAAAAUAUGAUGCUGUCCUAAGGCAAAACUAUUUAGAUUCACUCAAAAUAGAGGUAGAGCCAUCUAAUGAUGACAUAUACACUGUUACUGAAAAUGGUGAUACCUCUACUGUUAACAUCAAGGAAAAAUCUUGUACAUGCAACAGAUAUCAAGAAGAAAUGAUCCCAUGUAAACAUGCUGCUGCUGUAUUAAACUACAAACAUCAAGACCCAACUGAAUAUUGCUCAAAGUACUUCACAAAUGAAGCAAUGCUUGCUACAUAUGCACAAACUGUAUACCCAGUUCCUAAAGAAGAAACAUGGGAAGUCACUGCAGAGGUUGAGGAUAUCAUUGUCUUACCUCCUAUAGGGAGAACUAAGCCAGGAAGACCAAAAAAGAGAAGAAUAAAAGGAGCAGAAGAACAAAAGAAUCAAAACAAGUGCAGCAGAUGUGGAUAUUAUGGACAUAAUCGUAAAACUUGUAAAAAUAUUCCAAAAAACAGAUAG
This is a messenger RNA of Mercurialis annua (annual mercury), 2514 nucleotides long. RefSeq lists its product as uncharacterized. Gene Ontology annotation, molecular function: zinc ion binding. NCBI's taxonomy places the organism in Eukaryota, Viridiplantae, Streptophyta, Magnoliopsida, Malpighiales, Euphorbiaceae. The record is from RefSeq and is a predicted model, not a curated record. The coding region runs from base 1 to 2514 and encodes 837 amino acids. The transcript is spliced from 7 exons.